UUUAAUAUUAGUUACCUAAGUGCAGAGACAGGCUUGACUUGGUCCUCUCCAUGUAUGGCUGUGUUUAGUUCUCCAUGUCCCCCUGUUGCUUCACUGCAGGUUUGACGAAGUUUAUUUUAAUCUUCUCUGUUCUAACCAUCAGUGUUUUGGUGUAUACUUGGAGAAAGUUCCUCCAGAGUUCCUCCUCUGUGUGUAUUAUGCUGUUGUUAAAUAUGAACAAAGUCUUUUCCAGCAAAACAACAGAAUAAAUGAUCCAUUCUUUGUUUAUUUUCCGCAUCGACAGAAAAAACAACAACAACCCUUCUGUUUGUUUUGUCCGAAUGCAUGUAUAAUAUUUUUUCUGUUCGGAUGGACCAAAACAAGAGAGCUGCGUGGAACUUAAAUUAAUAAAAUGUCGGGCAGCGUGUCAGGACAUUGGCAUGAGAUCUAUGGAUUUGUGGAGCAGCUCACCAACAGGUUUGUCAGUCCCAGGAUGAGGGUCUCCUACGUAGUCUUUUCAGCCAAAGCAGUUGUAAUACUGCCACUAACUGGAGACAGGUUGAAGAUAGAAGAGGGUUUGGAGAAGCUGAGCCAAAUCAAACCUGCUGGUGAAACGUACAUGCACGAAGGCAUGAAAGCGGUGUCAGAGCAGAUGAAGACACAAACUUCACCAUCAUCCAGCAUCAUCAUUGUUCUGACUGAUGGCAAGCUGGAGGUCUACCCCUAUGAACUGAGCGUACAAGAGGCUGACAAAGCCAGGGGGUUUGGAGCCAGAGUUUACUGUGUCGGGGUCAUGGACUUUGACCACAAACAGCUUGCUGAAAUAGCAGACGGCACAGAACAAGUCUUCCCAGUGCUUUCUGGGUUUCAUGCCCUCAAAGACAUCGUCAGCUCGAUCCUGAAGCAGUCAUGUUCAGACGUUUUCAUAAUAGAGCCGUCAAGUGUUUGUGUGAAUGAGUCUUUCAAUGUGGUGCUGAAGGGUAGUGGCUUCAGUGGAACCAGGAGGACAGACAACAUACUCUGCACCCUCACUGUUAGUCAAAAAACCUAUGACCAGAGGCCUACAGUAGUUAGAGAUGGCCAUCUGUUGUGUCCAGCUCCUGUUCUGAACGAGGUCGGACAAUCACUCGAGGUGCUGGUUAGCCUGAACAACGGACAGUCCUACAUCUCCAGUCCCAUCACCAUCUAUGCCACAACAUGUUCAGAUGGGACCUGGGUGCUCUGGUUGCUGUUGGCUCUGUUGCUGUUACUGGCUCUGGUUUUACUUUGGUGGUUCUGGCCUCUCUGCUGUACUGUGGUUAUCAGAGACCCACCCCCCUCUCGCCCACCUCCUCCACCUCCAGUGAUUGACCCAGAGGAGGAUCCUUUACCCAAACACAGGUGGCCCACUGUGGAUGCUUCAUACUAUGGAGGAAGAGGACCUGGAGGAAUCAAACGCAUGGAAGUGCGUUGGGGGCAGAAGGGGUGCACAGAGGAAGGUUCACGGCUAGAGAAAACCAAAGAUGCUGUGGUCACUAUGCCUGAGGAAGUGGAGGAGCCCAUCAUGCCCCAACCCCCACCACGACCUCCUCCGGUCUACAACCCACCAUCACAAUCCAAAUGGUACACACCCAUCAAGGGGCGUUUUGAUGCGUUGCUGGCAUUACUGAGGAGACAGUACGACAGGGUGGCAAUCAUGAGACCGACACCUCAGGACAAGGGCCGCUGCAUUAACUUCACCAGAGUCCAGAGUCACUGAUAUUCAGACGUGAGGAACAACACCUUUCACAACACCGUUCCAGUUUUUUGCCAAAGAUGACUGACAUGUACACUCAAGAUAAACACUAGGAUUCACUGUGUAUUGUAAAUAAAUGACUUUACUUAUA
Molecule: messenger RNA, 1844 nt
Organism: Scatophagus argus
Lineage: Eukaryota; Metazoa; Chordata; Actinopteri; Scatophagidae
Gene: antxr2b
Product: ANTXR cell adhesion molecule 2b
Exons: 17
Coding region: 392-1717 (441 amino acids)
Cellular component (GO): membrane
Molecular function (GO): signaling receptor activity
Source: RefSeq, a predicted model, not a curated record